UGGUGAGCUCCGUCUGCUGGUGAAGGUUUGGAGCGGUUCUGCUGGCGAGCGGUAAAAAUGAUGGACAAUAUGGCGCCGGGUAUAGAUUUAGCUCCUGGACCUGUCGUUGUGUGAAGGACCGGCGGCUCGGCAGGAUGAACCUCUGCGCCCAAUUUUUAAGGCAGGCAGAGGCCCUGAAGGCUGAUAUGACAGAUUCGAAGCUUGGUGCUGCAGAGGUGUGGACAUCGCGGCAGGCUCUUCAGGAUCUGUACCAGAAGAUGCUGGUGACGGACCUGGAGUAUGCCCUGGACAAGAAAGUGGAACAAGACCUCUGGAACCAUGCUUUCAAGAAUCAGAUAACAUCACUACAGAGUCAGGCCAAGAACAGAGCUAACCCCAAUCGAAGUGAAGUGCAAGCCAAUCUUUCCCUUUUUCUUGAGGCAGCUAGUGGAUUCUACACACAGUUGUUACAAGAGCUGUGCACGGUGUUCAACGUGGACCUGCCUUGUCGUGUGAAAUCCUCUCAGCUUGGCAUCAUCAGCAAUAAACAGAGCAGCACCAGCGCCAUCGUGAAACCACAGCCCAGCUCCUGCUCUUAUAUCUGCCAGCAUUGUCUCGUCCAUCUGGGGGACAUUGCACGUUAUCGCAACCAGACCAGCCAAGCGGAGUCUUAUUACAGACACGCAGCUCAGCUCGUUCCCUCAAACGGUCAGCCCUACAAUCAGCUGGCCAUUCUGGCAUCCUCCAAAGGGGACCACCUCACAACAAUCUUCUACUACUGCAGAAGCAUCGCCGUUAAGUUCCCCUUUCCAGCAGCUUCCACCAACCUACAGAAAGCUCUCUCCAAGGCUCUUGAGAGCCGUGACGAGGUCAAAACGAAAUGGAGCGUGUCUGAUUUCAUUAAGGCCUUCAUCAAGUUCCAUGGCCAUGUUUACCUCAGCAAAAGCCUGGAGAAGCUCAACGCACUGAGAGAGAAGCUGGAGGAGCAGUUUCAGAGGCUGAUUCUCCAAAAGGCCUUCAGCUCUCAGCAGCUGGUUCACAUCACAGUCAUUAACCUGUUUGAGCUCCACCACCUCCGAGACUUUAGCAAUGAGGCUGAUGACCAGAGCUUUAGCUCGGAUGAGCAGAUCAGCUGGAUUCAGCUCCUCGGCCUUUUCAUGUCUUUCCUAGGUGUGAUGUGCAGUCGGGCUUUGCUGAAUAAGAACCAGGAGGAGAUCAUGGGGGAGUGCCCACUUCCAGCCAUCAAAGUGUCCCUGGAUUGGCUGAAGCUCCGAUCUGGAGUCUUCACAGAGAGCGCUGUUGACCAGAGACAAUAUAUUUGGCCAUGGCUGGUCUCCGUUCUUAACAGCUUCCAACCCAAGGAGGAGGAUGUGUCCAAUCCAUCAGCGGUUCCUCUCCCAGAAGAGUUUGAGCUGCAGGGCUUUCUGGCUCUCCGUCCUGCUUUAAGGUUGCUGGACUUUUCCAAAGGGCACCAGGGCAUUGCGGUAGACAAAGACAGCCUGAUAGUGCAUGCCCGACAGCAGAGACUCAUCAACUUGGGCAAGUGGGUGGCAGACAACCAGCCUGGCCUGAUCCAGAGCCGUAUCAGUGAUGGUCUGCUCCUGUUCCUCACGGAUAUCCCUGAGCUGGUGGUGGAGGAGCCACAAGAGAAGGACCCUCCAGUCCUGCAGGAGUCAUCCAACGGUGAGCAGACCCCUCACGACGGCUCCUUGGGCCUCAAGUCAGUGCUGUCCAUGGGGAAGAGCCAGAACAGCAGCCUCGAUCCCGGAGAGAGGCCCGUGGUCACGUUCAAGGAGAACAUCAAGCCCCGCGAGCAGAGCCGAGAGCAGGGCCGCAACCAGCACCAGAGGGACGGGGGGAAGGAGCGCAGCGGCUUCAACAAAGGCAAUGGAACACCAGGGAAGAUCGAGCAGAAGAAAGAGGGCAAGCGGAAGAGUGAAGCUAAGAAGAACAGCCACGAGAAGACGUCUGAUACAGGAAAACAGGUAAAAUCUCAGUCUGAAAUGAGGAAGACUCCAGUAUCUGAAGCGAGGAAGACUCCUGUCACACAGACUCAGACUACCUGCUCCUCCCAGUUCAUCCCCAUACAUCACCCUGGAGCCUUUCCCCCUCUCCCCAGCAGACCUGGUUUUCCCCCACCAGCAUAUGUGAUCCCUCCCCCUGUGGCGUUCCCCAUGAACCCCGGCUUCACUUUCCCCGCAGGUGUGUCUGUCCCCACCCCUUUCCUACAACCCACCUCCCACCCACAGGCUGCCAGCCAGGUACCAUCUGGGAAGCCCUCACACAUUCCCUACAGCCAGCAGAGGCCCUCUGGCCCUGGGGCCCUCACCCAGGGUCCACCCCAGGCUCAGCCACAGCCUCAGCAGGCCCAGCCACCCCCACCGCAGCCUUCAAAACAAGCCUUGCAGCAGACUGUGCAGCUUCAGGUGCAGCAACAGCAGCAGCAGCAACAAUCACCCACCAAGCAGAGCUCUCAGCUGGGGAAGAGCCCUCCACACCACACUGGCAUGCAGCAGCCUUACAUGCCAGUGUCUGAGCAGGCUGGACAGAUGUGGAGCCAGCACCAGGCUCAGCCCCCCAUGCCCAAGAUGCCCAUGCCAGUAAAGCAGCCUUUCUUCAUGCCUGCCCAGGACCCCAUGAAGCUCUUUGAGCACUCCAUGUCCUCGGCUGUGCCCAUGCAGCCCCCUCAGCCUAGCAUGGAUAAGAAGAUGAAGUUCCCCGAGGUGAAAAUGCAGGAUUUCUACUGGGAGCUGCCGUACCGCAUGGGCGAGGGAAGAGGAGGCAUGGACAGAAUGGGGAAGCACCAGCCUGGAGUCUUCUGCCCGGACCAGGAGAAUACACCUAGAGGUCCACCAUACGAGGACAACAAGAGCUCUCCUCUUCUUCCUCCAGACCUGUUAAAAACUCUGGCAGACUUUGAGGAGGAGGAGGAGCUGGUCUUUACUAAGCCUCAUGAUUUCUACCAGGCCUUGGCCGGCCCUCUUAACUCUGCUCCUGGAAGGAACAUGUUUUUACCAAACCAGUCUAGACUGGACAGUGGGCCCGAGGUGAUGAGCCAGUCCUCUCUGCUGCAUCGCCCUGUCUUUCCUGUCCAGGAGAGCUCUUAUCAAAACAACAGCAUCUUCAGUGAGGCCUAUGGCAAAAACAUGGCGCCCACACCGAAGCCUGAUGUGCCCAUGAUACACCAGGAGCCCUCCCUGUAUUCCCUGUUUGAAGGAACUCCAUGGUCCCCCUCCCUCCCUGCCAGCUCAGACCACUCAACCCCAGCCAGCCAAUCACCUCACUCAUCCAACCCCAGCAGCCUGCCUUCAUCACCUCCCACCCACAGCCACGGCGCCCUGCCCUUCUCCAACUUCGGCCCCAUCGGCACACCGGACAGCCGUGACCGCAGAGCAGCUGAUCGCUGGAAGGCUGAGAAGACUGGUGUGAGUGGCUUUGGACUGGACUACCUGCCCACUGCCCCCACCUCCUCUGCCUCGGAGCAGAACAGCUGGCAUCAGGGUGCCCCCAACAGUAGCUGGGCUCCCCAAGACAUGCCCAUGGAGGACUCCUCCACAGUCCUCCUCGACAGCUUUAAGUCCAUCUGGUCGAGCUCGAUGAUGCAGCCUGGCCCAUCUGCGCUGGAGCAGCUCCUCAUGCAGCAGAAGCAGAAGCAGCAGCGCGGCCACGGCACCAUGAACCCGCCGCACUGAAGGAGGCGCCUGCGGGCGCAAGCACUUGUGUGAAAUCCAUACUGAAGAAGAGGAGGUGCAGAACCACAAGCUCCAAUCGGAAAUGUUUUUUUCCGGCGUUACCUGCGUGUGGAGGCUGGAGACGGCAGCCAAAGCGGACCGACGGGCUCCAAACCAACCGCUCGCCUGAAACCGACGAGGGAGGUGCAGCCCUCUCCUCACUAUCUGUCUGUCUCUCUCUCUCUCUCUCUCUUGCUCUCUCUGUCUCUAUCUAUCUAGCUCUCUCUCUGCCUCUGUGCAAGGAGGGGCGUAAGAGCACCUGACCCACCGCGCUGCUCAGCACGUAGCCGCUGCAGAAACACUGACUCAGAGGGCCGACUCUGAGGAGAUUUCCUUUCUGAUCGCUGCCCUGCUUCCUCUAGGGGGCGGUCAAAGGUACUUCUUCUCCUCUCUCAACUGAGCUCUUUGACUCUCUAGACUCUGGACUGGACCCCCAAACUAAGGAACAAAAAAAAGAAGAAGAAGAAGAUAAAACACACAAACAACAAAAACACCUGCUUUUACCUGCUCUGGGUGACCAGUGCACAGCACACGGGAUAAGAAGAGGGUGUGGGUGUCACAGCGUGUGUGUGUGUGAUUGUGUGAAUGAAUGAGUGAGUGAGUGAUAGAAGAAGGCUUAUGGUUUAUGGACGGGUAAACAACAGUGGCAACAGGACUUGCUUUGUUCCCUCCCCUUGAAGUCUGGAUGUAUUUUAAUUUUUUUCUCUCUUCUCAGCGGAAGGCUGGCUUUGUGUACCGAAGGUGGAGGAGAAGUGGGUUAAAAGUGAUGUGGGAUGAAACUGUUGGCUGUAUUUACCGCAGUUUGUGUAAGAUCCUGUGCCUCUAUAUAGAAAGUGCACAGAUCAUAGGAUGUAGUUUGACGCAGGCAUGGAUUAUGGUUUUGUCUGCAAAUUUUUCGGAAGGUUUUCUUUUUCCUUCGUUUGUUGUUUGUUUUUGUCCUUAAGAGGUGGGCGGGGUCAGGCACAUCUUCCUGUGUGCGAAAAAAGGUUGAACCUGCUACGAAUCGUAACGUGACAUUAUAGCGUAAAAUAACAAAAAGUCAAACGAAGGUAGGGCUUAGACUUCUAGUUCUAGAGUGUAGUAUCAUUAGCUGCAAUAGAGAUUGCAUUUAUUAACAAUACUGUAUUUUGUGACUUGUUAUGUAGCAGUUUUAGCUUCGAGAUAUUAUUGGAUUAAUAUGUUCAAUAGUUUACCGCUAAAAGGGGGGAAAAAAAUCUUUAUAUAUAUAUAUAUAUAUAUACAUAAAUAUAUAUAUUCUAUUUCUCCUCACCCCUUCUAGCUUCUCUUUGUUUCUUUCAUACAGCAACUCUUUUAGCUUACUGGCAUAACCUGGCGUUCCUUUCGUUCAUGUUCUUGCCUUUAUAGUUUUAAGCGGCUUUACUAACUCUCUUUGUGCCUGGUCAGUGUUUGUUGUUCUCCCCCUCUCUCCCUUUCCCGCACCCUGCCCUCACUAUCUGUCGUUCUUCUCUUCUCUUCUACUAUAUCUUGUUUUUUUUUUUUUUUUUUUUUUCUUUUAAAAAGAAUGAACACCAUCAUGUUUGGCACUGUCGUUGAGAUGGAAAUUAGCAAAACGGGUCCAGCAUCAACGCUGCUGCUGGUUCAGCAAUACGGAGGGGUGGGCACAAGAGCAGAGGGGUGUUACGAUAUGUUGCGAUGUGUUGUGAUACGUCACUUUUGUGGGCAGGUGAGCUCGCAGCCACUGGACUGUUUGUUCACCAGAACCGAGAUUAAAGGAUGAGAACACUUAACUAACACCACUAACUAUACUAACUAAAUACCCAUCACCACCCACACCAACACCGUACUCACUCUGGUCUGGAUAAAUAAGGUCAAAUAGUGACCUGUUGUAUCUUCAUCCAUCCGCAAUGACUGAAAACAACAUCAAAAGUCUAAAGGCUUCUUGCGCUGUUCUUAGAUAUAGCUACCACUGUAUUUAGCCCAGUGAAACUGUCUGAACGAGAGCAGCUCUGUUUUUUUGUAGCUCUGACUCUGGACGAGGCUCUGGCCUAGCCAUUUGGAAUCCGAUUGUGUGGCAUAAUGAAUAAUUGUACUGCUGAUCAUUCCUGAUUAUUAUUAUUUUUUUUUUUCCUGUCUGGUCAAAUAAGGCAAAUAUUUUUUCUUUUUUUAAUUUUUAUUGAAGUCUUUUUUUCAAAAUCAUUCAAAAUCAAACUUCGUGAUUGAGUUAAUCCAGUGAAAUUAUUUAGUAAAGGGUUUUUUUGUGUGUGUGUGGAAGUGUAGAGCACGAGUUUCUGCCGGUUCUCGCUUUUGUGCAUCAAAAGCAGUCAGCAGCGAAAGUUUCAGGCUUUGGUUGGAUAAGCUUCAAGUCGUCUAUGAUGAAUGUGCUCAGUGGUUCUAUUUUUCCCCCUCAUGGUUAUACUGCAAAGGUAUUUUUGGAGGGAAGGUUAUGUAUGGGAGCGUCUGCUUCUCGGACGAGGGACAGGCGCGUUUUUAUUUUUCAUGUAGAGAACAUUUUAUUGACGACAACUUCAAAUAAUGUCUCUUUGCUGUGUGAUUGUGCUUCUUGUUGCAUUUAAAAGUGUAUUUAAAAAGAAAAAAAAAAGAAACAGAGGCAUAAUGAAACAAGCUAAACUUUAAUGGACGAGUUUAUGGAUCUUUAUAUAAAUGAGAAAAAUGUAAAAAUAACUAAACACUGUAAGGAGAAGGGAAGCUGUGUGCGGAGGUUUAUGGUGCGCCCCACUCCCCCAGUCCCUUUUUGUCCCUUAAACUCUCACUUAAACUUGGGAAAAAAAUGAAAUUCAACAGUGUUCUGGUUUGCUUGCUGUGGAAACUUGUCAUUUUUGCAGUUGUCCAGAUGAGGUUUGUAUGCAAUCUUGACUUGAUGGUUCUGUAGAAGCCUUGCUGAGCACUGCAUUUUAAAAUGUGGACUAUUGUAUCCCCCCUCCCCCUUUUCCCUGUCUCCCCCCCAACAAUUUUUGGGACCCUCCCACCGAAACAUCUCUGUAAAGCUCUAGUGAUGUAUAUUACAGAUGUUGAGACAGCCUCUGCACCCCUGUUUUGGGCAGUAAUAACAUUCCAAUACAAAGAGUUAAAGAAACGGCCAGCUUUAUACAGCCACAGCACAGCGAGAUCUGCCACCGAGCGAACGUGCCCAUACUCACUGUAUGAGACUCCCUUUGGAAACCCUGCAUGAAAAAUACAGCUUCUUGCCUUGUGUAUUUAGGGUGGAGGAGGCAUCCAGUCAAGUCUUUUAGAGGAUUCUGCAAGUUAGGUCAGGUGAAGAUGUCUCCUCCUGUAAUGGGCUUGAUUUAUUGUGUUCUUGUCUGUCAGUGGACAUUCAGAAACUCUGAAAUCAGCUAUGCCUUUAAUAAAGUAAACCAUGUCCUC
Messenger RNA from Astyanax mexicanus (Mexican tetra), 7055 nucleotides. It is a transcript of the gene smg7, whose product is annotated as SMG7 nonsense mediated mRNA decay factor. The transcript is spliced from 23 exons. Lineage: Eukaryota; Metazoa; Chordata; Actinopteri; Characiformes; Acestrorhamphidae. The coding region runs from base 135 to 3671 and encodes 1178 amino acids. Gene Ontology annotation, molecular function: telomeric repeat DNA binding; protein binding; telomerase RNA binding. Gene Ontology annotation, cellular component: telomerase holoenzyme complex. Gene Ontology annotation, biological process: nuclear-transcribed mRNA catabolic process, nonsense-mediated decay. The record is from RefSeq and is a predicted model, not a curated record.